This is a messenger RNA of Racocetra fulgida, 141 nucleotides long. The record is from the annotation of a GenBank genome assembly. NCBI's taxonomy places the organism in Eukaryota, Fungi, Glomeromycota, Glomeromycetes, Diversisporales, Gigasporaceae.
CUUCGCGUCAAGCAUCAAUUCAAGAAGCUUUAAAUUUUCUUGAAGCACAAAAGACUAGUUCAAGCUUACCUUUAAGUAUACGCAAAGUUGCUUUUAAUUAUAGUAUUGCUGAACAAAUAUUGCGUAAUGCCAUAGCUAGAG